AUUCAUAAUUGAACAGUUCGCUCUGGAGGAGGUGGUCGCGGUUCUCUCCUCUCCUCUUUUCUCUCCUCCUCUUUAUCCCUGAUCCCUCUAUCCGCGUGCUGGAGCCGCAGUGGAGCCGCAGGGGCAGGAGAAGGACGGAACCCGGGGGAUUUGGAUGAACCGAGUCCGGGAUUCAGAGUGAAAUUCCCGGGCUGGCACUGGCUGGAGACGAGCCGAUGCGCGCGGGCUGAGGACGCGGUGUGUCUCUGUCUGUCUGUGGCGGACCGGCGCGAGCGCGCGGGUGCGCAUCAAUCUCUGGGGACGGGCUGGGACCCCCAAACCCCUGCAGGCGCGGGACAGGGGUCGCUGUUAUAGGAGAACAGCGGAGGAGCGGAGAUACAGGGGAACAUAUGGAUUUAUCUGAAACAGCAGCAGCAGCUGCACCAGCGCCAUGGAGCUUCUUCAUCCACUGCUCUGACUGAACGCGUGACAGCCAGGAGCCAAUCACAGCCGCGCACACCGCCGAGACCCCCACUCUGAUCCGUUCCAGUGCGCAGGAGAGCACAGGAGAGGAGGAGGUGGUGGUGGUGGUGGAGAAGGAGAGGAAGAAGAGGAGGAAGAGAGGGAGGAGAAGAAGAUGAUGGAGGGAACGCUGCUGCUGGCUCUGCAGCGGAACCCCGGCCUCUCCGUGCUCCUCUUCUCUCUGAUGUUCAGGGUGGUCCACCGCCUCCUGCGAUGCCUGCCCGCCCCCAAAGCCGUGCAGCUGGAUGAGGUCCGCUGCUGGAAGUGGAGGAACCUGUGCGUGUCCCUGGUGCACGCGAUGCUCACGGGCCCAUGGGCUGUCACCUGUGUGUGUCUGUGGCCAGAGAUGCUGAGUAACAUCCAUUCAUACUACACACCAAUGUCCUACCUGCUCCUCUGCGUUUCAACAGGGUACUUUCUUCAGGAUACAGGUGACAUUCUGUUCUCUGGCCACGCGAGAGGAUCCUGGGAGUUCCUGCUCCAUCACUUCUUGGUGCUGUGGUGCUUCCUGUACUCUCUCUACACCCAGCGCUACGUGUCGGGGAUGGUGAUCGCCCUGCUGGUGGAGCUCAACAGUGUGACGCUGCACGCCCGGCUGCUGCUGAAGCUGGCCGGAGCUCAGGCCUCGCAGCUCUACCACACAAACAAACUCCUCAACCUCUUCACCUACAUCACCUUCCGCCUCAGCGCCCAGUUCUACCUCUCCUGGUACCUCCUGAAGAACCUCUCCUGGCUGGACCACAGCUACUACUUUCUGGUCACCGUGGUCCUCAUGAACACCAUGAUCCUCAUCUAUUUCUACCGGCUGCUGAGGGCCGACUUCUUCCCCCGCAGGAAACUCCAGCUGGAAAUGAACGGCACCCACAGCAGCAGCUCGUCUACGUUCCUCAACGAUUGACCGUCCCUCCCAGGGCGGAUGAGGACCUGCCCGGUGACGGCGUUACCCUCUGUCCUGACCUUCUGCUCGGUUCUAGUGUAACCCAGCAGGCUAGGAUGUGCGUGUUUACCCCAUGGAGAUCUCAGACUGCCUGCGAUCUUUUUUCUCACCAACUCCAGUGUUCGUGUGGUCAUAUUUAAUGUCUAGUGUGUCGUGUUUAAGCGGUUUUGCCUUCAUUGUUGGGCCUUACGGACUGAUUUCACGGUUGUAAAUAAAGCGAGCAAUAAUGUAGCAUUCAAAUUUAACAGUUCCGUAGAGUUACUUUAAAUUUAAUUAGUUCAUUGAUUAAUUGAUUUCUUAUUUGAUGUUCUGUACAACUUACAAUAAGUCAGUUCCAGUCAGUAUUUCAGUUCCAACAAUUGUAUUGCACACUACAUUAUGGAGCUGGGAAUAUGAAGGCUAGUACGUUUCCUGUGAGUCAUUUAAAGAACCACAGCGUUAAACUGCCAAUAACGCAAAAUCAUUGGACUGAUAACUACUAAUGUUACUAAUAAUCUGUUGCAUCAGCUAAUACACGCCUGCUUUGGUCAGAAUCACGCUGAGUGAUGUGAAAGAGUGAGAAUCGUCAUACAAAGAGCUAGCGCUUAGAGAGUCACACCACCCAGAAGCCCCAUAUCAUAGCAAACCUUCCUUUGUUUAGUUACUUUGUUGAUUUGUUUCUGUGACAAAUAUCUUUCCAUAUAUGUAACUGUGAGAAAAAAACUCUUUUUAGAGUUUAGAGAAAAUCUUUAUAAUGUAAAUUACCUAGAAACCUGUUUACACCUGGUCUCAUCAUGUGACUAGCAUAUGCAUUGCAUGGUACAAGAUUUUUCUACAUGCAUUGACACUCAGGGCCCUAUUUUGUGAUCUAUAGAAAAGCAGUCAUCCAUACACCGUGCAGCUUGAUUUAGGGCGUGUCAGUGUGUCUUUGCUAUCGUAACAACGGGAAAAGUUCAUCUUGUGCAGCUUGACAUGUGCAAAACGCAUGCAUUAAUUCUCUUAAUUAAUCAUGGGUGUAUUUUGAGGUUAAAUGAAGUUAAAUAAACCAAACAGCGUGUUGCUUGACAUUCCCUUGAAGAGCCAGGUGUGCUUUGACUUUGUCAGAUUGCUAUUUUAAUGGGGCAAAGCUUCUGGAAAGGAAACUGUCCUGCUUGUUCACGCUGUGAAGGUGCAUAAAAACAUUUCUGGGAACAGCAAUAUGAUUUUAUUUGGUAUUCUGUUUAUUUUUAAUGUAACAAAAUCAGCGGGGGUGUAUGCGCAGCGGACCUGUAUUGCCAAGAUAGCAAUGAAUGUCUGACAGGUGACAUGUCAGGGGUCACCUCAGUCAGAGGGGCAUCUGUGUUUUCCACUGCCAAGAUAGAAAUUUCCACGCUAGAAAUUUACCUGAACACACCUUAUUUCCAGACCACCACGCCCAUCAACGUAGAUACAUUCAGAAGCACGUUACUACAGUAUUUAAACGAUCCAGGCAGAAGAUGUGAAAAUUGACUGUUGUUGAGGUGUAAGAUAGCAAUGAGCAUUGUGUCGCACUUAAAUCUAUUUGCUUUGUGACGGAAUAUGUGAAUUUGUUUGUUGCUUGGCAGUUGUUACUGGUGUUUGGGAUGUCCUGGAGGGGCUUUUGAAUGGUUGUUGAAUGCUUCUUGGAAAGACAGAUGUAUUUACACUGCUGAGCAUUAAUGUGCCAAAAGUCAUGGGACAGUACAGAAAAGUAUGCUUUCUUAAAAUUUCUUAACGAAUAAACUGAAUGUUGCAGCUUGUGAAAGAAAAAUUUAGCCAGGCUACAGGACGCCUAGGAAUGAACACGGCAUGGAGACUCAAUACAGGGCCACCAUUGGAAGGAUGGUUUGCUCUGUCCAAUCUGUGCCAGUCUGAUCUGUGACUCGAAGGCUUGUGUUCAGGGCUGCCUUACGACGAGUGAAGACACUGGGCCGGUCAUUAGAUUUUAGCAUGAAAUGAUGAGAUGAUUGUUUGUUCAUUAUUUUCUGUAUUUAGGUCAAAAGAAUGUGAAUAAACUUAGUGAUGAAUUGUGUUUGAGAUCAUUUAAAAGGCAUUUUGUUUUCUUGGAAAUACUGGGAAGUAAAUUGUACACAGCAUGCAGAAAGUAUUUGUACCUGAUUCCAAGCUUUAUGUCAACUGAGAUAAUAAUUAAAGAUGACAUACAGUAUUAAA
Messenger RNA from Astyanax mexicanus (Mexican tetra), 3586 nucleotides. RefSeq names its product TLC domain-containing protein 1. NCBI's taxonomy places the organism in Eukaryota, Metazoa, Chordata, Actinopteri, Characiformes, Acestrorhamphidae. Bases 617 to 1399 code for a protein of 260 amino acids. Gene Ontology annotation, biological process: membrane assembly; regulation of membrane lipid distribution; phospholipid homeostasis. The transcript has 4 exons. The record is from RefSeq and is a predicted model, not a curated record. Gene Ontology annotation, cellular component: plasma membrane.